Messenger RNA from Mesorhabditis belari, 348 nucleotides. Lineage: Eukaryota; Metazoa; Nematoda; Chromadorea; Rhabditida; Rhabditidae. The record is from the annotation of a GenBank genome assembly.
AUGUACUAUUGUUUCAUUUCAGAGUAUCGGAUGGUUAAAGUUGAAGAUUUGCCGUUCUCCGUGCUCGUUUUGAAAGUAGAGCUUCUAACGGAAACACUCGGCAGUGAGAAGGAAUUUAGCUUGAUUAUUGGCGAAGCUUUGCGGACAGUUCUCGGCAAUUGUGGGCCAUCGUUUGAGAUCAUCGAUUUUAACGAUCACACGCAAAAGGGGAAAGUAAUUGUUGAACGAAAGGACCUGAAUACCGUUUGGGCAGCGUUGUCGAUUUACGGAAAAACAACCGCUGGACGAAAGAUUGCUUUUCAUAUAAACGAGAUUACUGCGAACGCUCACAAGGAACCACUCUACAGC